Molecule: messenger RNA, 2408 nt
Organism: Artibeus jamaicensis (Jamaican fruit-eating bat)
Lineage: Eukaryota; Metazoa; Chordata; Mammalia; Chiroptera; Phyllostomidae
Gene: ELL3
Product: elongation factor for RNA polymerase II 3
Exons: 11
Coding region: 94-1284 (396 amino acids)
Biological process (GO): positive regulation of transcription elongation by RNA polymerase II; snRNA transcription by RNA polymerase II; transcription elongation by RNA polymerase II
Cellular component (GO): transcription elongation factor complex
Molecular function (GO): cis-regulatory region sequence-specific DNA binding
Source: RefSeq, a predicted model, not a curated record
UACUGGCUGUGCAAGUCUAGCCCUGCAGAGCGAAAGUAGUCGUGGUGGCCCUCGCCUGUGGCUCGGGUUCUGCUUGUGCUCGACCUCGCGGCUAUGGCAGGACCUCAGGAGUUUCUGAGUGGGAAGCUCCGGCUCUGCUUCACCCCAGCUGCCCGGACCAGCCUCCUGCUGCUCAGGCUCAACGAACCGGCGUUGCGGGCACUGCAAGAGUGUCAGCGUCAACAGGUUCGGCCAGUAAUCGCUUUCCAAGGCAACCGAGGGUAUCUGAGGCUCCCAGGCCCUGGCUGCUCCUGCCUCUUCUCCUUCGUAGUGUCCCAGUGUGGCCAGGAGGGCCCUGGUGGUGGUGGCUUGGACCUUGUGUGCCAACGCUUAGGCAGAUCUGGACCUAACCGCCUCCACUGCCUGGGCCCACUCAGGGAACGCCUCACUAUUUGGGCAGCCAUGGAUUCUACCCCAGCCCCAUCUUCAGUUCAGGGACACAGCCUGACUGAAGAUGCCGGAGAUCCUGAGAAUUGGCAGAACAUGGGAGACUAUUCUGGAAAUGCAGCCUCACGGUCACUGAUGGCACUAGAAGAGGUGCCAGAUCCACUGGCAAGUAGCCAAGAACAGGCACUCCCAGGAUCCUCGAGGGAACACAUGGCACAGUGGGAAGUGAGGAACCAGACCUGUCUUCCAAACAGAGGACCUGAUCAGGCACUGCCUUCCUCUGCUAGCCAGAAACACCUGGACAAAAAGCGUCCAGCGCCUGCAGCUACUAUAGAAUUGAAAGGAAAGAGGCUCAGGACUCUGCCUGUAGCUUCAAGUCCCUUACAAGGGCUGCCCAGUCAGGACCUACAAGAGGGAGACUGGGAGCCAGAAGAUAAACAUGAAGACAUGGGUCCCAGGCUUGAGCACAGUCCCUCAGUUCAAGCAGACUCUGAAUCCCCAAGCCCUGAAGAGGUACCAGAUUACUUCCUGCAAUAUGGGGCCAUCCACAGUGCAGAACAGCAACAUGCUUAUGAGAAGGAUUUUGAGACAGAUUAUGUUGAAUACCGAAUCCUGCAUGCUCGAGUCGGGGCUGCAAGCCAAAGGUUCACAGAGCUGGGAGCAGAAAUCAAGAGAGUUCAGCGAGGAACUCCAGAACACAAGGUGCUGGAAGAAAAGAUAGUCCAGGAAUAUAAAAAGUUCAGGAAGCGGUACCCUGGUUACAGGGAAGAAAAGCGUCGCUGUGAGUACCUGCAUCAGAAAUUGUCCCACAUUAAAGGUCUCAUCCUGGAGUUUGAGGAAAAGAACAGGUGCAGCUGAAGCAGUACCCAGUGAGAUAUGAAGGAAAAAGCAGCUAAAAACUAAAGAAUAGUGCAACUGCUCAUUACUGCUGAGUCCAUGGUGCAAGUAGGAAAGCUGCUCUAGGUUAAGGUUUUAUUUUCAUUAUUGCCAUAUUUUAAACUUUAGAGUGUGGGCACAGCACCAGCACUCUGUAACUAUGCCCAGAAAACUAGGAAAAGCAGCAGAGGCUUGGCUUCUUCACCUGUAGUUCAGCCAAGUCAUUUUCAAACCCUGAGAAAGGACACCAUUCCCAGGACAAGAUACCUCAAGGACAUUAGAAUUCAGCCUGGUACCCUCCCUGACAAAAGAGCACCUUUUACGAACUUGUAAUACACCUAGAUCUAAUGGGAAGGGCUUGGGGUUGUACCCAUGUACUGAAAGUGAAUUAUUUUACAAACAUGGCUAAAAAAUUAAAACUGUUUGUGUCCUUUGUACAAAUCUAUAUGUUUUCUUUACAUCUUCCAAGGCAGUAGUUAGUACAUUUGGCUGUCUGAACCAUUUCUGGACUCUCUAAAAAUUAGAUCUUCAGAUCCCAGCUCAAGUCUUGUGAAUUAGAAUCUCUAAAAUUAUGGUUAGGCUUCUUUACUUCAAAGCACUAUGGGUGAUCCUGUUACACAUUUUGCUAUAAGGCUCUAUUUACCAAAUCCAUUUUAUAAUUGACAUCUAGAAAUGACAGCAGGAAUAAAGUUCUCCUUUUCUAAACAUUGAGGUUGAAGAUCACAAUCAGGACUCCUAUCUGGAAAUAUGCAGUGACUGAAAACUAUAACCAUGGAUAUGAUUUGGAUUUACUCAUAAAAAGAGGGGAAACGGUUCACUUCAUUCUUCUUUAUCACAGAAGAAAGUGGAUGCUUCACUCACAACCAGGAAUGAUACUGCUUUUCCCCAUCCACUGGAAAGUUAAUAGGCCACACCCUGGGCUUUGGGGGAGAAAGGGAGCUGCACCCAGCAGUGUAUGUAAUUCCUGAAACAACUUGGAUGGAAUCCCAACCUGAUGCCAUAACCCACACAGGGCAUUUCUGCACAGACAACAGACCUUGGGAGGUAUAAACAUGCUCAGCUGCAUGACCAGGAUAUACAACUAUCCAUUCUUGAGGCACAGACAG